AUGCUACUUCAAGGCUUCUACUCCGUUCUCUUCUUGGGUUUUUUCACUGCAACUUCAAGCACACAAUAUCCGGGUCACUAUUCUCCUUCUUCUUCUUCAUCAUCAUCACAACCUCAACCUGAUCGUUAUCAUGAGUUGUAUCGUCAACGUAGCAGUUCCAGUUCACAACAUGCGCCUGUUAAAGCUUAUCAAACAGCUUAUCCCCAGAGUACUUCUCAUUCCCAUCAGUCGUCUCAUAACCACAUAAGCUCAAAUGCUCAUUAUUACCAUCAACAACAACAACAACAACAACAGCAACAACAGCAACAACAGCAACAACAACAGCAACAGCAUCCCCAUUACCAACAGAACUUGCCCCAGCAAAAACAACCAUCCAAUCCACCACGUACUCCACACGUCCCAGCUCCUCUAGCUCCUCAAACAUCUCAGAGCUAUCAACAUAACUACCAACACCAUCAGCAGCAAUCACCGGUUGCCAAACCUAAUCAGUACCAACUUCAGCAGCAGCAGAUGUCACAUAGCUCUCAAUCGCAUCAUCAGCAGCUUUGUGACAUUCCACCAGAUCUUUGGUGCGACAGUCCACAAGCUGCCCAACAAUGCGGAGUGCAGCGUCAAUGCGAACAGUUUAAGAAUCGACGUCAACCACUCAAAAUCUCUCUCAUCUACGAAGCCCUCUGUCCAUAUUGUCAAAAAUUUAUAGCAAACCAACUAGGAACUGUCUACAAUCAGUUCAGAGGUCAAUUCGAGUUGGAACUCAUCCCAUGGGGCAAUUCACGCAUUCUCAGAGAUGGGUCUUUUUCAUGUAAUCACGGAAAGAAAGAAUGUGAUGCCAAUCGUAUCCAAUCAUGUGUUUUGGAUAUCUUGAAGGUGAAAGGAGCUUUACCUUUCAUUGUAUGUUUCGAACGCCUCAUAACCCAUAGUACCGUUGAAUCAGGGUUGCAGCAGUGUUCAGCUUUCAUUAGAGCCCAAUAUCGUCAAAUAAGACAAUGCUACGAUGGUGAGCAUGGAAUUCGUCUACAACGUAUAGCAGCUCAAAAAACUUUGAACACUCGACCUCAUGAGAUCGUAGAAGUACCUUACCUCUUAAUAAAUGAUUACACACCGUCAGUUGACAAUAACAACUUGAAUGUUAUGCUAUUACCUCAGUUACUCAACAAAUGGACUAAGACACACCAUAAAAAGUAA
Messenger RNA from Auanema sp. JU1783, 1185 nucleotides. The record is from the annotation of a GenBank genome assembly. NCBI's taxonomy places the organism in Eukaryota, Metazoa, Nematoda, Chromadorea, Rhabditida, Rhabditidae.